AUGUUUGCUUAUUUUGCAGCGGAGUUCAAAUAUGCCGAGAAAGGCGGCCGCGGCCAAGCCAAAAAAGCAACCCACAAAGAAGGCCAAAUCCAGCGUGAAACCCGCGGGGAAACCACGUGCGAAGAUUUCGGCAAACGGCAGUCACCGAUUAAUAUUGAAUGUAAAAAGUUGCUGAUCAGCACGGCGUUAAGACAGAAUGGUGGCUUGAAAGUGAGUGCGCCUGAACGCUCCAAAUUCACGUUGGUAAUCCACGAGGGCGGCUGGAGAGCUGAUUUCUCGGAUUCGCACAAAAUCGAACUAACUGGGCCACAUUUAAAAAACGAAUACGUUCUGGCGCAAUUUCACGCCCAUUGGGCCGGAUCUUCGGAUUGUGGCAGCGAGCAUCUACUCGAUUUGAAGAGUUUUCCGGCUGAGGUCCAUUUCGUCUUCUUUGCCACCAAAUAUGGAGAUUUUGACAAAGCGGCAGAAAAGCCGGAUGGCCUCGCAGUUCUUGGUGUUUUCCUAAAGGAAAUAACCGCUUCUAAAGACCAAAUCUGGCAAGAACUUGGUGAUGCCGUGGCGGCGGCCCUCAAAAACAAAACCCCCAAGGAUUGUGUGCUGAACCUGAGAAAAAUGCUGCCAGAAACAUCGUCAUUUUGUACCUAUCCCGGCUCGCUGACGACGCCGCCCUAUCUGGAGAGCGUCAUCUGGAAUAUAUGCGCUGAUGCUAUGAAUAUUAGCGCCGGCCAGCUGGAGCUGUGGCGAAAGAUCGUGUCGAGGAACCACCGGAAAAUCCAGCUCCACAACGAUCGUACCGUGCGCGCAAGCGCCAAAUUUUCGUGC
Molecule: messenger RNA, 822 nt
Organism: Mesorhabditis spiculigera
Lineage: Eukaryota; Metazoa; Nematoda; Chromadorea; Rhabditida; Rhabditidae
Source: the annotation of a GenBank genome assembly